Oncorhynchus mykiss (rainbow trout) is the source of this 7487-nucleotide messenger RNA. It is a transcript of the gene prmt2ip, whose product is annotated as PRMT2 interacting protein. Lineage: Eukaryota; Metazoa; Chordata; Actinopteri; Salmoniformes; Salmonidae. The record is from RefSeq and is a predicted model, not a curated record.
UGAAUCCUUUCCCUCCGACCCCAGCGGACUUCGAGCAGUUAACAGCACAGAUGAUGAAAACAUAUCGGCAUACUACAAUGUAUAUACGGCAUACAAGGCAAUGUAGAUCGCGUUCAGGAUUCCAAUCAUUUAACCUGACAUUUGAGUGAAUGACAUCAUUUGGUCUGGUAAAUCCUCGCCGUGCAAUCGGAAGCAGCAUGUUUCGAAUAGUUUAUCUGACUUCUGAGUGUUUCAUGGAUUCUUUGCGGGAAUUUUGUUCAGUAGUCUACUCAGAAUAAAGAGAUCCUGGUCUAUUAUCGGACCACCACAGAGUCAACACAUGAUGAGCAACAGCAGUAAACGAGUCCAGCCAAGCUUCACUGUCGCCCCGGUGGUCCAGAGCAAGAUGCCCCGGCUGGAAGGGUCCAUCAUUGGUAGUGUGGCGUCUACAGAGGCAGGAGGGCUCUCUAAACCAGCCAGCCUGGCUCACUACCCCUCUGCCCCCCACCACACACCCCAGACCCAGGCUCUGCAGAACAGGGCCUACUUCACCUAUGACCUCGGGGGUCACGACCUCUCUGACCCUGACCUCCGACCUUCCUGGAGCCCCUCUGAGGGGUUGCUGCUGAACAGGAGGAAUGUGGGGGUUUCCCCUCAGAGCGUGGAGGAGGGGUCGUUACGAAACCACAUAGUUUACAGCAGGGCAGAGACUUUUUCUACUGAGAGUAGUAGUGUUAGUGGUAGUAACUCUGUCUCUGCUACUGCUCAGGACACUCCAGCUAAGCAGGGUUUUACCUACUACACCAGGAGCCCAGGUGGGCUGAGGAGUCCCACCAGCGGGCCUGGGACCAUCGCUAUGCCCAUUGCUGUGAGGAAACAGCCCCCUGUUGGAGGAGUUAGCCUCUCCCCUCAGUCUGAGAACUCUGUCUGUCUGAGUCUGGCUGUUCCCAAACCGCUCUACGGACACCCCUCCCCCUGCUGUUCUGAGCUGGGCUGUACUGUAGGACAGAGGCACAGUCUGGAGCAGAGGGGGGGAGUACACAGGAUCCAUCCCCAUCUUAAUUUGUAUGAGGGGUGGAUGUAUAGUCCUAGCUCCCACCACCACCCCAGGGCUCUGCAGCCGGAGCACGGUGUUGAGACAGAGAGACUAUCAGACAGACUGCCUCUAAAAGAUGGCAAGGACCACCAACACCACCCCAAUGGAAUCCCCAACAGAGCAGUAUCGGCACAAAGAUUUCCUGUCUUCAUGGAACCAACCUACAGCAUUGGUUACCCAUGUGCCCCGGCCCGUGCCGUACGAAGCCCCUCCUCAUUUACAUGUGACCCCCUCUCUUCACAGUUAGGCGCCUCCCCCUAUGGGGCUGAUCAAUGCCAACGUUUACAAAUCCCUUCUAAACGUCCAACCUAUCACAGCUUGGUCUCUUCCCACCCCUCCUGCUCUUCCUCUCACCCCUCCUGCUCUUCCUCUCACCCCUCCUGCUCUUCCUCUCACCCCUCCUGCUCUUCCUCUCACCCCUCCUGCUCUUCCUCUCACCCCUCCUCCCAUCCCUCUCACCCCUCCUACCAUCCCUCCCAUCCCUCUCAUCCCUCCUGCCAUCCCUCCCAUCCCUCUCCUCCCUCUCACCCCUUCCACCCUACAACAUACAAACCCAUGACCCCUUUGCACCAUGGCGUUCCGGUAACAUCACAAGUUUAUCAGGGCCGCUCUUCUCCCAAUGUGGCCAAAUACAGCCAGCUCCCAGUCACACAGCCCAUUUUUUACUACCAUCCUCAGGCAAAUGUGGAGGGAGAGAGUGAGAGUUGUGGAGCAGGUUUUAAAGAUGCAGGAGGAGGAAUGCACAGAGACAGAGACUGGGAGGAUGUUAUGGUCUCUAAAGGUUCUAAAAGACCCCUACCUCCCAGUCCCACCCAGACAGGACCCCACCUAGCUUCUCAUCUUCCCAGCACAGCAACCCCCACCCACUACCAUGUCACCCAGUCUAUGUACAGUACUGAUGUCCCCAUGUCUAGCCACAUGGCUCCUAGUAGCCACCCAUACCUCAGGAGUUUUGACCAGCCCUCCUAUCAUCAAUUGUACAGGAUGCCCCUGAAUGCAGCAGGUCAGAUGAGAGCCCCUGCUAUAGCCCCAGAGAGACCCUGUGCCUCUCCAUCUCCCCCCAGCAGCCUACAGCGGACUGAGAGACCCCUGGACUACUCCCUGCCUCAGUACAGAUCUCCAGUCACCUCUCCUCAGGUCUCCUCCCCCAGGAGACACCACCUAUCUCGGGGACACUCUGACUCCACACUCCCUGGAGCCCCACUGACUGUCUCCACCACACUGUCACGGGCUGACUAUGGCCAUCACAACCACCCAGCCAACCACCACCACCACCACAGCAACAACCAUGCUACUACAGCCAUGUGUACAACUGCUGUAAACUAUGGCAACCACCACACAACUACAGCCAACCAGAACAACCACCAACACACAACUACACGUAACCAUCACAACGCCACGUGUCAGGGAAUGACUGGUUCUACUGUAGUGAGGCUUCGAGACAGUCCUGUCCCUCAGUCUAAUGUGCAUGGAGACAUGAUCACUACUGGUACAGAAAUGCUGAAGAGAUGGGUCUCGGACUCAGACCGACCCAUCAACAUAGACUCUCCCUCACCAAAACACACACAGGACAAUGGGGAUGACGUCAUUGAUGUGGAACUAUAUCAGAAACGACAGAAGAUGAAGACGAACGGAGAGGGAGAUAUAGCAGAGGGAGAUAUAGCAGAGGGAGAUAUAGCAGAGGGAGAUAUAGCAGAGGGAGAUAUAGCAGAGGGAGAUAUAGCAGAGGGAGGGAGAGCAGAGGUGAACGGAGAGGGAGGCGGACUCGAUAGCUGUCUGUCUCCCUCUCCUCCCAUGCCAGUCAUCAACAAUGUUUUCAGCCUGGCUCCAUACAAGGCUUACCUAGAGGCUGCUGGCAUGCUGUCUCUACCUGUUAGAGGAUCUCAGAGAACUGACCGCCAUCCUUCUGGACACUGUGUGCUCAAACCUGAGACCCAAUCAGACCCUCACAGACGUCAUCAACACAGACAGGAAACAGGCCCUACAUCUGACCCACACAGGCCUGAGAGAGACCCUGAACGAGAGGAAGGGAAGCCUGUAUCAAUCAAUCACAGGAUUGGUAACCAUGUAGUCCGACCAGCCUCAGAACAGCAGAGGCCUGUAGUCCAGCAGAGGAUUCUGGGUAUUGUAGUCAGAUCAGACACUACACAGAAGACACCCGUAGUGCCUGUUUUCAGUGAAUCACCGCAGGAACCAGAGAGGGAGGUGGAAGUGAAGACCGCCGAUUUGCAGAUUAAAGUGGUUAAGGAAGAGGAGGAGGAACCACAGCAAGAACCAGAGAGGGAGGUGGAAGUGAAGACUGAUGACGACAUGCAGACUAAAGUGGUUAUUAAGGAAGAGGAAGAGAUGGAGGUGGCAGCAGCAACAACAGAGCCGGGUGUGUUUGUACAUGAUCUCACCGUGGGUGUUAUUAAGAAAUGUGAAUCUGAUCAACUGGACAGUAAAUUGUCAAUAGCGUCAGAUAAAUAUAUUUCUAUUAUGUCGGCUACAGAUAGACGUGUGAUGGAGGGAUCUUUUACUUACAACGAGCACCACCAUCAGUCCCAAACUCAGCACCACCAUCAGUCCCAAACUCAGCACCACCAUCAGUCCCAAACUCAGCACCACCAGCCCCGGUCCAACCACCAUCCAUCCCAGCCCCUGUCCAACCACCAUCCAUCCCAGCCCCUGUCCAACCACCAUCCAUCCCAGUCCAACCACCAUCCAUCCCAUCCCCUGUCCAACCACCAUCCAUCCCAGCCCCAGUCCAACCACCAUCCAUCCCAGCCCCUGUCCAACCACCAUCCAUCCCAGUCCAACCACCAUCCAUCCCAGCCCCUGUCCAACCACUAUCCACCCAAUCCGCCGCAACCCCACCUACGUCCCAAAUCAACAACUCCACCCCAACCCCUCUCAAUAAGGCAUAGGAUAGUUGGCGCGUUCACCCAUAACGUGCACCACCCUCCCCAGGCCCAUCAGAAGCCCUAUGACCAGACUGCUACACCACACCCUAAAUCAUCCAGCUCUCCCCAAUCCACCAACCCAGCCACCACCAAACUGAACCUUCAAAACAUCCCUCCUCAAUGUCUCAAACUAUCCACUUAUAAGAUCGUCCUGCCAGAUAACAUGCUCCGGGCUGUUGCUCCCCCUCCCUGCUCUACAGAGGUCCCACAGUCACCCACUGACCCUACAGCUGUAGCCAAAUCCAGCCGCAGCCCUCAUGCCCUUUCAGACAGCAACAACAGCUCCCGACCAGCCAGACAGCACUUCCUAGAGCUGCACCUCUUACUUUGUAACCUGGUUUCCAGCUGUGUGUCCCACACCCCACCCACAGAGCUCCAAACCUGGCUGUCCCAGCUGGACAUCUCCCUUACCUCCACCGCCAUUUCCCCACCCAAGGCCCAGAAGGUGACCUCUCUGCUGGGUUCUGAGGCCAGGGAGGUGUGGCUGAGGGGACCAGAGACCCAGGCUGCCCUCCAGAAUGUGCUCCAGAGACUGGGGCAGUAUGUAGCCCAGAAGCAGUGUCCCUUCCCCCAUGUGAUGAGGGCAGGCGCGGUGUUUGUUCCCAUGCUGGUGGUCAAGGAGCUGCUCUUCCCUCAGGUCCAGGGGGUCUACAUCGACCAGGUUCUCCAGGAGCACAAGGUGGAGUUGAGACCUACCACCCUGUCUGAGGAGAGACACCUGGUGACGCUGCAGAAACGACCGUGUUCCUCCAAGCUCCGCAGACUCCUGUCACUCAAACACCUGCCUAACAUCUACCCUGACGUUCUCAACCUCUACUAUCACAGCUGUGUCUGCAAGAGCCUGGGUGUAGAGCCAUGUGACACGGCCAGGACACCAGAAGGAAUGCUGUGUUCAGAGGAUCGUUGGAAUAGGUCUGCCAGUGGGCUAUGUUCACUGGCCACCAACCGCUGUGACAUUGGAACACAGACCACCACCUCACCACAACACCUGGAGGAAUGUAUCAGUCUGUCUCCAUCUCAGACCCCGAGCUGCAGAGCCACAGCUAGCCUCUCCUCUCAUAGACCGAGAGAGGACCCGAAGAGAGGAUCAUCAUCAUCCUCACACUUUAAGAUGCACAAGAGGAAAGAGGGGAAAGGCAAGAAGAAGAAGAAGAAGAGCUUCCCCAAACCUCUGUUUGUAGGGACGAGGGUUCGCACGGUGUUGGAGGGUGGUGGGAACACAGAGCAGGCUGGAGACUGGAGCAUUCUAAAGAACACUGUUAAUCAGGAGGAGGAGGAAAGGAAUGGCCGGCUGGUGUGGAGCAGUGACAAUGCAGGCAGUGACUCUGACAGGAGGGAUGGAAAGAGUGAUGGAGAGAAAAGGGGAAAGGGGGAUGGAGAGCGGAAUGGAGGCAAUAAGCUGGAGGAAGAGGAGGAGCCACCAGCCACACCCCUGCUGGAGGAGGAGGAGGAGGAGUCUAACUCCUGGACGUGCCCUUUGACCUCAGACGAGCUGUCUUCGUCUCCUAGCAACAGGGAUCGAGCCUCCACACUAUUGGCCGUGCCGUCCUACAAGACCCCAUCCUCAGGUUCAGCCUGGUCCCAGGGCCUCAGGACGAAGAGCCAGUCAGGGAUGAUCCUCAAGUUGAGGAAGGUGUUGUUUCCUGAGGGACGUAAAGGACAACAGACGCGAUACCAGGCUGUCUCUGUCUCAGACACUGAACUGCGCCGACACAGUCAGCCUCCUCUCUCAGACAGCCAGCCUCUCCUCUCAGAGACAGAGGAUGGGGAGUCCAGGAGAAAGAGGGACAGGGAGGGGGACAGAGGAGAGGCCAGGGAAAGAACCAGGGAUGGAUGUCUUUCCAGGAGGAUGUCCUCCAAGCUCCCCCAGCGAGGGCUGCAUUUCGGGGGCUUCUCUUCUACCCUGCGCCACCUCACCACCUUCUCAUCCUUCAGCCGACUGCCCUCCUCUCUGUCCUCCUCCCUGCGCCGCUCCGUCAUGAAGAUCAAGUACUGCCCCUUCUUGUCUGCCUGCCACAGCUCUGACCACCGUCGGCGCCGCUGGAUCCUUCGCUCCGCCGUGCAGCGCGCCCGCUCCGUCAUGAAGAUCUACUACCCAGACCUGGUGGGGAGACGGAUACAACACCUCUACGAGGAGGGGGACGGGACGGAGGUGUGGUACAGGGGUCUGGUGGUGCAGGUACAUGAGCCACACCCUAACCCCCUGAAGACUGUGUUCCAGGUGAAAUAUGACUCUGAACCAGAGUGGCAGUACUACUUGGAGCUGCUCAUAGACUAUAAGAAGGGUUGGCUAAAAAUAGAGGACUGAGACAGGACUGAAGGCUAACUGGGCGUUUUGUCUUGUUUGGUUUUUGAAGAAUGGCUGGCUUGAAGAAGAGUGAAUCCUGGUGAAACACAAUUUUUCCUGUGUGUGUGUGUGUUUUCACUGGUUUGUGUGUUUUGACUGUGUUGUUUUUCAACAGUUUGAUAUGUGUAUCGGUGCUUUUCUCUGGGCCACUUUGUUUUUGCAUCGCCUGGUGCCCCGGGUGGGUGGAGAUUUCACUUUAGGACCAAUGGAAUGGUCUACAAUAUGCAACUUCCACCCCACCCUGUUCACCGGACGACGCAAAACAAACUCGUCCAAUGAUCCUCAAGUUGGUCUUUGCUAGUUUGUUGUUAAACUGUCAGCUGCCGGCUGCCUCCCAAAGGAAUGCUGUUGGACAGGAUGGAGAUUAUUUUUUACUUAAGACAGACCGAUUGGUUAAACUGUGCUCCUUGCAACAUGGAAACAUAAAUCUACCACCCAUUAUGUUAAAUUGUUUGUAUUUAUUCAUCCUAUCAGUUAACUGUAAUUGUCUCCGGUUCACAAAAUAAUAUUGUUAGACAAGAUUUAGGCAGUUUUAAUGAAUCUUUCCUCCGGAAAAAUGUCUAACAGUCUUAAUUUAUGUUAAGCUAGUAAGGCCAUCACAGAUGGCAUCUCAAAUGGCACCCUAUUCCUUAUAUAGUGCACUAAUUUAGACCCAAACGGCACCCUAUUCCCUAUAUAGUGCACUAUUUUAGACCCAAAUGGCACCCUAUUCCCUAUAUAGUGCACUAUUUUGGACCCAAAUGGCCAUCCCUAACCCCGUACCUAACACCAUCCCUAACCCCGUACCUAACACCAUGCCUAACCCCGUACCUAACACCAUCCCUAACCCCGUACCUAUCCCCCGUACCUAACACCAUCCCUAACCCCGUACCUAACACCAUCCCUAACCCCGUACCUAACACCAUGCCUAACCCCGUACCUAACACCAUGCCUAACCCCGUACCUAACACCAUCCCUAACCCCGUACCUAACACCAUGCCUAACACCAUCCCUAACCCCGUACCUAACACCAUCCCUAACCCCGUACCUAUCCCCCGUACCUAACACCAUCCUUAACCCCGUACCUAACACCAUCCCUAACCCCGUACCUAUCCCCCCUACCUAACACCAUCCCUAACCUCGU